Messenger RNA from Thunnus maccoyii (southern bluefin tuna), 2474 nucleotides. Its product is annotated as coiled-coil domain-containing protein 81-like. The coding region runs from base 1 to 2172 and encodes 723 amino acids. NCBI's taxonomy places the organism in Eukaryota, Metazoa, Chordata, Actinopteri, Scombriformes, Scombridae. Gene Ontology annotation, cellular component: centrosome. The transcript is spliced from 17 exons. The record is from RefSeq and is a predicted model, not a curated record.
AUGCAUUACGCAACUUUGCGCUCGACUGGGUGCGCGUCAUGCGGGGGUGCAUCUCUAGGAGCAGCAGUGUGUGUUUUCUUAUCUGGUGCAGCCAAGCAGCGGGUAGAAAGGAUCCCACUCAAAAAAAACCCCAACAACAAACAAACCCUUAUCCUGGCAGGAAUUUCCGCUGGUUUCCCAGAAAUGACCGAUAUAUUUCAGCUGGUGUCAGAAGCAGGAAAAAGGACUUUACCUACACUCUGCCAGCUCUCGGAAAACGAUAUCGGCAGUAUUUGGGCUAAUGUGUCCGUGUACAUUGAACGUCAGAUGACUUUACAGAAGGGGGUCCACCUGGCAGGACUGGGGACCUUCACCUUCUCUCAGCAGAAGUUGGACAUAGGGAGCAAGUUCACAAUGAUCCAACGGCCCAUCUUCCUCCUGGCUGGGAAACUUGCCCAAUCUCUGGGGUUAAAGCAGCCCAGACCAGUGGCUGCAGCAACACACCUACCGGUAGUGCAACUGAACUUCACAGCUGUGUCACAAGAGACUCCUUUCAGUCGAGACGUAGUGGAGGGCUGCGUUAGAGAAACUCUCCUGCUCCUUGUCAGAGCUUUGGCCUCUGAGCAAAUCGUCACUCUCCCCCUCCAGGGAAUUGGAGUUUUGUCCUUUAAGAACAACAAGGUGCGGAUGAAGUUCAACAGAGAUUUUAUUAAUGCCAUGGAUGGAAGUGGUAGGCUACAUUUAGCCUUCAAUAAUAGACCGGGGAGCAGUGCCUCUUUAAUGUCUGGUGGACUGUCCAGGCUGCAAAGGCCACAAACUGCCAACCAUAUCGCCCUGCCAACAGUCUGCUCUCCUCAGCCAGAUAAUAAAGCUGGUGACAAAGAAGGCUGGUGCCUGUCACCAGCUCCAGACCAGAGGAAUGCACAAGAAGUUCCCCAACAGCGGGAAUCUAAAUCCCAUCAGACACUGCAGCCUGCCAAGAUGAAAGCUGUCAACCUGUCUGAAGAACUGAAUCCAAAACCCCCUAUGGAGGCCACAGACAAGCAGCUUCCAGCUCCAUCAAUGAUGCACAACUACCUGUGGGACAGAUUCCUCUUCUGUCAUCAGUUCCCUGCAAUGCCCACCACCAUCUCCCCACCAGAGGUCACUCCCAAACUUGAGGAACCACAUGUGAAUGUUGGCUGCUCUGGUCAUGCCCGUGCUGGACAGGAGCUGUGCUACCUGUGUAUGCAGCGGGCUCAAAGAAAUGUUCCAGUGUACCUGAGGGAGCAGCAGCAGACAGAGGAGAAAGCUCAGGAGAGACUCUUACUGUUUAAAGAACUACAGAGAGACAAGCAGUUCAUGGAGAAAGAACAGGCAAAGCUGCAUGAGCACCGUGAGCACGCAAAGAAGGUCGCUGCAUUCAAUCUGCAAAUGUCAGAGAAGAAAGAGAAGACUUACUGUCCUCUGUACCCUACGUCAUUCAUCUUCCCGGCUCGGCCUCUCACUCCUGCCAGGAGGAUGAAACAGAAUCGUUACAUGAACGAGCUUCAGAGUCAGAUAGAGAGUCAGCGGCAACACAAGGCUCAAGACCAGCAGAACUGUCUCCUCAUGGAGCAUCUAGACCAGGUCCAGCUGGUCCAAGAGAUAGCUUUGCAGAAGGCUCAGCAGCUCCAGCAGAAACAGGAGAAAACGAAACAUUACAAGAAGGCUCUGGACACUCAGGUGGAGGAUAAGAAGGUCACAGACCUUCCAGAGUUCCAGCCUGACAAGUCCGGGUUCAGCCGCUGUGAAACACCAGCCGCCAACGCUGAGAGCCGAGAAAGGGCACAAAAGCAGCUCUUUCAGGUAAAUUUCAGUGUUGCUACUCAGAGGAAGAAAGAAGAACUGCACAACCGCCAAGUCCAGCUGGAGAAAGAGAGGGAAAUGCUCAAACACAACCAAAUGGAGUUAAUAUUGGACCGCAUUAAUCGCUUUGAGAUGAAGCGGAACAUCAGUAAGUCACUGGAGAGCGAAUGGAGUUUGAGUGCGACACUCAAACACCAACGAGAGGAAGAGGAGAGGCGCUUCCUAAGGUCUGCUGGUCAGCUCCUGGUAGAUAAGCUAGCACAGUACAGGCGCUGCUGCCAGUGUAAGAGGAGAACCUCCAACUCUGGAGAGACCAACAUCUGGAAAGACUCUCAUUACCUCUCUGGUUCACAGUUCAUGAUCUGAUGACCACUUCAACAUUAAUACCUCCAGGCCUCAACAAGACCUUGAUUCUUGAAACUCAUCGUGUGACAUUCAAUAAAGAUUAAGUUUAAGUUAAGCUAUGUGAAGCAUAUAUGGAUGUUAUGGUUUGGAAUAGGCUCUGUGUUAAUGUGAGACUUCAUCUUGCUCUUUUUGGUUUCUUUUCAGUUCCUGUUAAUUCUAAUAUUAUUUUCUGCACAUAAUGGUUGUUUUUGUGUUUCUGUGUCACAUGAUUAUGUGUUACAAAAGUCAGACAUAAUCAGUCAAUAAAUUAUGUGCCUCUUUCA